UUUAUUUAUAACCCUAUACCCUUCAAGCCCUGAAAACACAAAACAUUUGUCUUCUCUCUGUUUCCUUCUUUCUCUCGAGGUUUUCGUAUCAUCAUUCUCCUUCUCUCUACUACCCAACCAUACUUAUAAAACUAUUUAUAUAAACAAAAACGAUCGGUCUUGUUGGAGUUUAUCUCGUAAACAAGACCGUUCGUUAAGUUUUUUGUUAUAUAAUCCGAUAUUAAAUUGAUAGAGAGGUUUCAAUAUUGUUGAAGAGUAUAUACAUGGCUCCGGUCUCGUUGCCUCCAGGUUUUAGGUUCCAUCCAACGGACGAAGAACUAAUCACUUACUAUCUCAAGAGAAAGAUCAACGGCCAAGAGAUCGAGCUAGAGAUUAUCCCUGAAGUAGACCUCUACAAGUGCGAACCAUGGGACUUGCCAGGGAAGUCACUGAUUCCUAGCAAAGACCAAGAAUGGUUCUUCUUCAGCCCACGGGACAGAAAGUACCCCAAUGGUUCAAGGACAAACCGGGCAACAAAAGGCGGUUAUUGGAAAGCCACAGGCAAAGACCGGCGGGUGAGUUGGAGAGAUCGAGCCAUUGGGACCAAGAAAACAUUAGUUUACUACCGUGGACGUGCCCCGCAUGGUAUUAGAACUGGUUGGGUCAUGCAUGAAUAUCGCCUCGAUGAAUCCGAAUGCGAGCCUUCUGCAUUUGGCAUGCAGGACGCAUAUGCACUCUGUCGCGUGUUUAAGAAAAUAGUGAUUGAGGCGAAACCAAGGGAUCAACAUCAGCAGCAGCAUCAACCUUACGUCCACACGAGCUCGAAUAUAAGUGGUAGCUCGAGUUUUGACGUUUGUUCAGAUCUUGAAAUAAGUUCAAACACACCUUAUAAUACCGCUGCCCAUAUCCAACCGCGAUUUGGAAACGCAAACGCAAUUAGUGAUCAUGAUGACUGGUCGCAGUACUUGUCACAAAACAUGCCUACAAGCUUUUCAGAUUACGGAUCUCCUUAUGGACCAUACCUCACUCAAUCAAAGGUGAAUACAGAAGUGCAAUGUGAGAUGUUUCAACACCAAAUGUCAUUGCCACCAUUGCGAGUAGAAAACUCGCAGGCUCAAACCAGCGAUUUCUCCAAGAGACUACAUCAAAACAGUGGUCAAAGUGGGUUCGACGACUUUACUUUCGCUGCAAGUAACUCCAACCAAUUCUACAACAGCAACGUUGAUGAUCAUUUGAUACACAUUGGAAAUCUUGACGAGCAGAGUUAUAUAGAAGAACAAGAAUUGAUUUUGCCAAGUUUCCAGAGUAAUGAUCAAGAUCUUGAACUUUAUGGCGGAUCUCGGACCAAUACAAUAGACAACAUAGAGAUCGACGAUUUUUUCUCGUUUGAGAACCAAGCACAAGACAACGACAACUCAAACGUAACCCCAAACUCGGCAGGAUUCGAAAUGAUUGGAGAAGAGAUUAUAGUAAACCAUAAAAUGCUCAUUAGUACACGGCAGACUACGGAGAUUUUAUACUAUCAAGUGGUACCGUCGCAGAUAUUGAAAAUUCACAUAAAUCCGGUUCAUGGAAAUGAAGAGAGAACAAUGUUAAUGGAAGAAGACAGUGAUGAUUCUUGGUUCCAGAAGGCUGAAAAUGUUGCGAAGAUGAAACUGAAACAGAUUAGUUUAGUUGCAAAACGUUAUUACAAAUGUCUUACUAUUAUUUUCUGAUUUAUGUAUUUCAUUAUUUAUUGUCGUAUACUAACCCCCUUUUGGAAUGAAGAGAGGAAAAAUACAUAUACUCAAUUACUUGUAUACUAUAUAGUUUGAUUUCACUGUCAUUGUUAAAUAAGUAAUCUUUGCUAGUUAC
Arabidopsis thaliana (thale cress) is the source of this 1833-nucleotide messenger RNA. It is a transcript of the gene NAC086, whose product is annotated as NAC domain containing protein 86. Gene Ontology annotation, biological process: regulation of DNA-templated transcription. The record is from RefSeq and is marked reviewed. Gene Ontology annotation, cellular component: nucleus. Lineage: Eukaryota; Viridiplantae; Streptophyta; Magnoliopsida; Brassicales; Brassicaceae. The transcript has 6 exons. The coding region runs from base 264 to 1694 and encodes 476 amino acids. Gene Ontology annotation, molecular function: DNA binding.